CUCUCUUGUAUAUCUGCGGGAUAUGGUUUUAGGGUUAGGGCUAAGCUAUCCGGAAAGAGUCCCGCCAAGACAAUCCCAGCUCCAGUCCAGAUCUUGUAAGUUAUUAUUAGUUUAUUCCAACCGGCGAAGCUUGUCAUUCCAAGGCCAAUGAGCGGCACCUUUAGAGCUGCCAGCGGGUGGUAAUGAUAUGUUAACCAAACAUUUACCAUCACUCCACAUACUAUAGGGAGUAGCAUGGGAGCAGCAAAGCCCUCACGCGCGGCGAAACGCGCUCCCUCACCGCCGCCCUUACCCUCGAAAACAUUCAUCAUCGACAAUGGCGCAUAUACCAUGAAAGCUGGCUAUGCGCCUGACCAACCGAGCGCUGAACCUCCCCUAAACUCAUGUCUGGUGAUCCCCAAUGCACUGGCUAGAACGCGCGACAAACGCGUCUACAUCGGCGCCCAGCUGUCAACGCAUAUUUCGGACUGGAAUGAGGCCACAUUUCGUCGCCCUGUCGAGAAAGGUUAUGUGGUUAGCUGGGAAGCGGAGAAGGAAAUCUGGGACCAUACUUUUUUUGAUGACGGGACGGCGCGGAAACCGGAGUUGCGAUGUGCAGAUCCGGAGAAUACGACUUUGAUUUUUACGGAGGCCCCGAAUGCGAUGGCUGCGUUGCAGAAGAAUGCGGAUGAGAUUAUUAUGGAGGAGUGGGGAUUUGGAGGAUAUUUGAGAUGCAUUGGACCAACGCUCAAUGCUUGGAAUGAACUCCAUGCUCUAUUCGGCGACCCGGUGACCUCAGACCCAAACUCCACUAUUUUUCCCGUUGAAUGUCUUCUAGUUAUUGAUUCCGGAUAUUCGCAUACGACUGUCACUCCUGUCUACAAAGGAUACCCACUGCAACGAGGCAUCAGACGAUUAGAGAUUGGCGGGAAAUAUCUUACGAAUUUCCUCAAGGAGCUCGUGUCCAUUCGACAGUACAACAUGCUCGAUGAGACGCACAUAAUAAACGAGGUCAAGGAAGCCGCCUGUUUUGUCAGCAACGAUUUCGCUGCAGACAUCGAACGAACCUGGAAAGGGAACCGAAAGCGAAAAGCCGAUGAUCAUGAGACUGGCGCGGGAGAAGGGAUCGUUGUAGACUACGUUCUUCCUGACCCAAAUGCCCACAAGAAAGGUUUCGUACGCCCACAUGAGAGCCUUACAGCGGCCAAGAAGAAGAAAGAACUUCUCUCCGGCGCUUCGGGUACAAUGGCGGAAGAUGUCUUGGUGCUUGGAAACGAGCGGUUCACUGUCCCCGAAAUACUAUUCAAUCCUGGAGACAUUGGGAUGAAACAGAUGGGGAUUCCUGAAAUUGUAAUGCAGUCACUAUCCGUGCUUCCAACCGGUCUACAUCCUGCAUUUUGGGCAAACAUUAUGGUGGUUGGCGGCAAUUCAUUGAUUCCGGGCUUUAUGGAACGACUAGAAACUGAGCUCCGCAAACUUGCCUCAGCCGAAUGUGUCGUGCGCGUCAAGCGGCCAGAUGACGCCAUACGUUCUACUUGGCUGGGGGCGGCUAGAUUUGCAAGCAACAGGGAGGCAUUAAAAGAAGUUGCUAUUACCCGCCAACAAUACCAGGAAUACGGCUCAGCCUGGGCGGGAAGGAGGUUUUCCGGAACCUAAGCCGCAUGCUGGUGCACAAGCAGGAAUUAUAUACGGGCGGGCGUUUUGUUUGUAGCGCUUCUUGGCCAAUUAUGAGCGGCUCAGGCCUUGUGUGAGGUGUUGGCGUGAAGUAAAUGUACCAUGCCCACUACUCAGGAAAUGGGUGAAUUGCUCCUAUUUGAUCCCCGCGAUAUGCACUGCAAUUGGAGGGGACAUCGACUUCGCCUGGGCUGCGAGUGAUAGGCAGUGCGCCCACCUCCGGAUAGACACCAGGGUCACCACGUCGAAAAUCUGAUGAUAUUUGCGCGCUCGGAUUUUCUCUACCAGAGAACCUCCAGUGCUUCUCUGGACACUGGAGAAGGCGUUGUGUCCUUUGAAACCACCCACCAAUUGUUUGGUGAUGGUGUUGGAUCGAGAUAAUCCCGGCUAUGGUAGAUGUCAUCAAUAUCUUGUAAGCUAGGGGCCAUAUCCAUUGAGAGAGAGAGAGCUCAUCCCUAGAACCAAGGAGGGAUAAAGGGAAGCUCCUGAUUGAUCGCAUGAUCUCUAAUAUGCCAGCGGCAGUUGCGCGAGUCUAGUCAGUGAAGCAGCGUUUAUUAUCAUGAAUGGGAUUUCUUUUCCUUCCCGUUUAAGCUCGCAGGAUGUGGGAUUUCGAGGCGGACAUGGCGUUCUAGUCUUUAAAUUUGUGAGACUUCUCUCGAGUGCCUAGGGGAGAUUUUACACUAUCUAGAAGAUUACCUUUGAAGAUAAUUGUGGCGGGUGGAUUCAGAUAGAUGAAUAUCAAGCACAUUCGAUACUUUUUUUUUGGUUCUCCAAUUAUUUCCCUGUGAUGGUAGCCGCCGCAUUUAUCUACUUCCUAUUACCCGGUCAAGUACAUGUACAUACAUUUUGGGUGAUAAACAAGUGGGCAAGUAAGUUUCUCGUAUACCUUGCCUGGCUCUAUUUCUAUUCUUUUUUAUUUCUAAUCGUCUACGCAAGGGGUGAGGCUCGACUCCUCUGCUGGACGGGUCUAAGCCAACCAAGCAGUCACAUCAUGCGAGUAAACGUCAAGCCAUUAUCCCAACAACCGACUCUGCCUUUCCAAAAACAACACUUUUGCCCGAUCCUCCUCGAAAGUCAAUCGCUUUUCUGCCAUGACAAUCUCCAACUCAAUCGGUCCCUCUCGCAAAAUCCACUUCUCAUUACGACUUUCGCCAGCAUCGUCAGCAUCUCCCUGUGACUGCGGUGCUAACACCUGUUCAUACCACAGAUGUUGACCAUAGGACUUUCGAAGCGUCUGCACCAUCAUCACUUCUACAGAACACCAGGCGCGGUGGUGGUAAAGGUCAUCGAAGAGGCUGAUUACGGCGUCACAUUGGACGAGAAUCAUUGGUAAGGCGGAGACCCCCGGCGCAGGGUUUUCUUGGUCGAUGCAGGCGUGGUCCUGCACAGGGGAGAGGGAAGCAAAGAGUUAGAGAGGGUGAAUAAUUGAAGGAAGAUGUGAUGACGGAUUGGGUUGACUUACUACCCAGAUCCCCAAUUUCUCCAUUUCCACCGAGGGAUGGAGUUUGAGAAACUGCUCGGCUGCGGCUAUCAUUCGACGAUAUUGCAUGUUAUCGAUGUCGUCUGGUGAAGAAGCGUUUGGUUCCCUAUUGAUCCAUCUGUAUGAGAAGAAAAUGACAAAGUCCGCUGUACCGAUUCGAUCAUUCCCAUUAGGUCUUGACAUGAACUCCCGCGCCAAUUUGUCGCUUGAUCGAGGGAGUUUUCCAAACUUUAAAAAGUCCAGGAAUCUCAUGAAUUUGAGACCAUCGAACAUUCGUCGUUUCUCAUCGUCAGCUGCGAGCUCGUUCGCGUACAUAUGCCGUAAUGACUGCAAACCUCCGCCGCUGAGGAGCGCAGGCCGCAUCUUUUCUUGAAAUAACUCCCGGUAACCUUUCCGAAUCCUCGCCUCCACCUGGAGCUCGUUAAGUUCGUUUUCUACGUCUCCUUCGAGCUUCCGGCGAAGCCCUUCCAGUACCAAAGCUUCAGUUUCUACAUCGCCGUUGAAAACGGCGUAAUCCAAUGCUGUAUAUCCCUGUUCGUCGACCAAGUCCAUGUCCGCACCCACGUCAACCAGUUCUCGUAAAUAUUGACGGUGCUCUUCGGAGGGCUCUUUGCACAGUGCCAUAGCAGGUGUGCACGUCAUCCAUGGAUUAAACUGCUUCAGAGCUUCGUCAAGUUGUUGAUCUAGAAGCAACGCCCGGCCAUAGAAAAAACGAGACAUGGCGACCACCGUUGAAUCUUCUGAGCGGCUGCUGAGGUUUAAUGACUCUAAUGAUGUCGCAAUGGCCUGUUUGGCAUCUCUUUUCGCCGCAUAGCAGAGUGAAAGGCGAGAUAGGCCGAUUGACUCCCAAGUCGUUGCAAUUUUUGACAACUCCAAUUUUAUGUUCAGGUCAAAUGAUUGAGACUGGAUGGUUUCUUUGAUAUGCCGAGCACUGCGGACGCGCUCAUUAAGCUGAGCGAUGGCCAUCUCUAACAGUGCUUCGUCACCGUUCUGCUGGGAAAGUUGGUAAUUGAUCAUACCUAAAUUCCCGACCGCACGACACAUCGCAUGAUCAAACUGCAGCUGCUUUGCUGUGUCAUAUUGAACCUGGAAUGCAUGCCUCGCUUCCUCAAGACGAUUCAUAUGCCGAUAUAUCACGCCUAGCUCACCACUGAACUCUACGCGCUGGAGGCUAGAUCCCAUUUCUUCAACCGCCUGUUCCAGCAUUUCCUUGGCCUUCUCAUACCUCCCAAACCGCCUGUUGGUGUUCCCAAGCUCCCCUAGUACUAGAUGCCGAUAAGAUGCCAAGCCUGAAAAGUAUUCUGUAGAUUGGCACAUGUUAAGAGCGCUGUUAAACUCCCGUAGCGCGUGCUCCCACUCAGCACGCCGUGCAUGUUGUCGCCCCUGAUCCAUGAACAUCUCCCAUUCGCGGACAGCAUUAACCAUGUUUGCAAGAGCGGUCGAAGUAACACCAGAGGCAUCACGCAACUGGGUCUUUGAUUCGACAUCCUUGGGACCCAGCACCCGAGCAUCUUUCAUGAAUCCACGGUGAGAAUCGAAGAAAAAAAGUGUAGCAUGGAAUGCGUCAGGCAAUACUUCUGUGCUGUGAAAUGCGGCUUCUGGAAUAGUGUACGUCGCGUCACGGUGGUGAACUGCCACUUCCUUUGGCGAGGCAUGCAUCAACACUCGUGUGUUCGUAAUGGUGGAUGAUGCCUGAUGUGUUUUAUAUGCUCUGUCCGUAUUCCUCCCGUCAUUCCAGGAGAGUUCAUACGCUGCGUGGGUGCCCUCCGCAGAAGUUGCAACUGGUUUGACAUUGUAUGAAUGAUUCUUUCCCUCACCAGCUAGUAUCCAGCUCUGGGCGAAAGGCUGGUGAGAAUGGAUUGCAAAUUCGGGAUCUCCACGUUGCCCAUCCGGCAGCCAUACGUGGAGCCGAAACAGCUCAACAAUGUGUCCUUCCUCCACCAAGCUGCAGAGCGGAACGGCCAGGAAACCCUGUGCGCUCCUCGAUACGCUACCCAGAGGCCGGGCGAGGAGUGGACUAGUAAGCGCUCCAUGAAUCAGAUCCCAUGCCAGCGCUAGAUCGAUGAGGGGAACCUCCCCCCUGGCUCGUCGAGACUUUUCACGUAGAAAUGUGACGCCGAGAGUUAAGUUGGCUAUGUGUAGCAGCUCGUCCUCUUUUAGGAAAUUGGUAACAAUGCCCUCAUUCCAAUCGCCAAAGGAAAGAGAAUCUGUCG
Blastomyces dermatitidis ER-3 is the source of this 5346-nucleotide messenger RNA. Its product is annotated as actin-like protein arp6. Gene Ontology annotation, molecular function: nucleosome binding. Gene Ontology annotation, cellular component: Swr1 complex. The transcript has 4 exons. Lineage: Eukaryota; Fungi; Ascomycota; Eurotiomycetes; Onygenales; Ajellomycetaceae. The record is from RefSeq and is a predicted model, not a curated record. Bases 235 to 1635 code for a protein of 466 amino acids.